Messenger RNA from Acanthoscelides obtectus, 5919 nucleotides. Lineage: Eukaryota; Metazoa; Arthropoda; Insecta; Coleoptera; Chrysomelidae. The record is from the annotation of a GenBank genome assembly.
CCGACAUCCUAGAGAGUGACAAGAAAAAGAGGCGUGGUAUUCAUUUUAAUUAAUGACUGAUGGAUCUCUCACAGAUCUGUCAAGAAAUUGUAAAAGUGUUACCUGGGGUUAGAUAUCCGUCGAUGAAACGCGGGUAGUUUGAAUUGAAAAAUGAUUGAUGAAUGAUUAAUAAUGUGAUAAAAACUAUGAUUUCCUCUUCAAGUAUUAAAAGGAUUGUACAAAAAUGUUAUUGUUAUCGCACAGCAACGUGCAAUUCAAGGUCGUAUUAAUAACUUAGUAUACAAUAAAUCUUGCCAAUUGUUGGAAUAUUAUCAGAUUCCUUAUAUAAUAGGCGGUAAUAAACUAUAAAAAGUACGUCUUUUUUUAGAAUAGGCUUUCAACGACAGUCAAUAUGAAACGUCCUUUAUUUUGCGUAAAUUAGUCUAUUAUACCGCUUUAAAAUACGGAAAUUAUCUGCUCUAUUAUGCUGAUUUCAGUGCUGUGAUUCGUAAACGGGAAGUAGUAAAUUACAUAUAGCCACACUAAAAUCAGAGCUCUGUGAAUGAAAUAGAUAUGUUCCUAUGCAAGGUUAUCAGUAAAUGCACUUUAAGAUUAUUGUUGAAAUCGCGAUUUCACAGAAAACAAAAGAUUUUCAUCCGUUUACAUUCUACAAGGAGGUUAGAGGAAGCAUACAAAGUUGUAAAAACAAAAUGUCAAUCAAAAAAACUUCCAAAGGAUGUAAAUCCCAGAGCAGUAUUUGCUUGCAACGAACUGGAUUUAAAAGAGGUUAAAGUAUAUGGGUUUGAUUAUGAUUAUACCCUGGCCUGCUACAAACCUUCUUUGGACUAUCUUUUAUACAAUUUGGGAAGACAGACGCUGAUAGAGCAGUACAAGUACCCUCCAGAUAUCAAAAACUUAGAAUACAGACCUGGAUUUGCAGUCAGAGGCUUGCAUUAUGACAUAGAGAAGGGUAUAUUGCUUAAGUUGGACUCCUUUCUUCAAAUCCAGUUUGGAGCAGUGUACAAAGGCCUCACACCAUUAUCAAACGAAGAAGUGUUGCAAAUAUAUAAGAACAGGAUAAUACCAAUAGCUUAUGUGGAAGGACAUACAAAAAAUGCUUCGGACUCUCACACAAAAAUGGUACAACUUGCCGACCUAUUUUCUGUACCUGAGAUGUGCCUCAUUUGCAAUGUAGCUGAUUAUUUUGAGAAAAAACACUUUGAUUACCACCCUGAAAUAUUGUUCAGAGACAUCAAGAGCUCUAUAAGGAAUUCGCACCCUGUAAUGCACAACAUCGUUGCUCAAAACGUGUCCGAAUAUAUUGAAAGAAAUGAUAAAUUGCGGCAGUUUUUUGAUCGAUUAGUACAAGCGAAUAAGAAACUGUUCUUAGUCACCAAUAGUCCAUAUGGAUUUGUAAAUAAAGGAAUGGAAUUCAUGGUAGGAAAGGAUUGGAAGGAAUAUUUUGAUUUAGUCAUAGUGCAAGCUAGGAAGCCCAGAUUUUUCACUGAUCUCUCUAGACCAAUACGUGUAUAUGAUGAAAGGAGUGGCUCACAUAUUUGGGAUAGAGUCACAAAGUUAGAGAAGGGUGUUAUUUAUUAUGAGGGGACCGUGAAACAGUUACAAGAUCUUACGGGCUGGAGAGGACAUCAAGUAUUAUAUUUCGGUGAUCAUCCUUACAGUGAUUUAGCUGACGUCACACUAGAGCAUGGAUGGAGAACUGGAGCUAUCAUAACUGAGCUAACGCAUGAAAUAGCAACAUUGAAUAAUCCAGAGUUCAAAAAGAACGCCAAUUGGUUGCAAAUGCUGACACAGUUGAUUGAAGAUCAUCAAGACUGUGAGGACCCUGAUGAACAGAAGAUUUUGAUGAAGUGGAUGGCCGAACGCGAUAAAUUAAGGAACGACAUCAAAUAUGUUUUCAACGAGCAAUUUGGUAGCGUGUUCCGUACCUACCACAAUCCAACCUACUUUUCUAGGAGAUUAUUUAGGUUCGCGGACAUUUAUACAUCUAACAUUGCGAAUCUUUUAAAUUAUUCUGUCAACCAUACGUUUUAUCCUAGAAGAGGUGUCAUGCCGCACGAGUAUAUAUCUUAUUUUGUAUAGAGUUUCCAAAUAUUGCACAAUACCCCCCCCCCCCCAAAUGACCCUGUAUACAGUAUGCUACCGCUAAUAUCAUACAACUCGAGUUGGCAACAAUGGUUUCAUGCUAUGGUUUGGUAUCCUGAUAAAAUAUGGUCUUAGACGCAUUAGGGAAUUAUUGGACCACUCCAUAAGGCCAGGCACUAAUAGGGCUAGGCAAUAUUUUGACCACUGUGCCUGCCACAAAAGUAAAAAUAAAUUUAUUAAUUUCUUGGUCAGCCACCGCCCUAAGAGUCGUAUAUUGCUCAGUGGCAACUGUCAGCUCAUCAAUUUUUAUAAUUGAAGCCUUUGGUGCAAAAAGGUGUUAAAUCACAUUUUAUAGUUUGGAGAUAAUUGGCCUCAAAGUUUAAAUCCUGACAUUUUUUAUUGAAUAGUGUUAGGACUGCUUUUAUUACUGAAGGUUAUUUUAGACACAUAUAAAAACAUCUCGAAUAGAGAGUUUUGUUAUAAAAAGUAGCUGUUAUCAUCAGAAAUUUGAAAAAGAUUGUUAAAAAUCUGACUUACGUCUUUUUAAAAAACUGUUAUUUGCUUGGUCCGGAAAAUGAAAGUAGCAGACAGGUGUUAAUUCAAUGAUGUUUUUAAAGUAAACAUUGUUCUUUAUUCUUAUUACAAUCUCACAAAAGUCAUAACAAAUAAUCCACACACUGUAACUAAUCGUCUCCUCUUCUUAAAUUUUAACAAAAGCCUCUAAAAUUUGCUGGUAUUAAAGGAAUUUGUUCCUGAGUAUUAUCAAACUUUUUGGCCCCAAUAGGUCAGCUUCUAUCGACAUUCAAUAAUAAUGGUUCAUUUUCUUCUAUCGAGAUUUCGCUGUUGUCUUGUAUCAACAAUAUUCCAAUUUUCCGUUUCAUUAAAAGAGUAUAUGUACUUGGUAACACCAAAUUCUUCAAUCUGGGUCCAUCCUACAUCUCUGAAUUAAAAUUUAUCAUUAGUUGUCGUUUUUUUCCAUCGACCAGUUCAUGUUUUCCUGGAAGUUCUUUAAUAUCAACAAAUUUGUCCGCCAUUCUUAUAAUAUUAUUAAUAUUCUUCCUGGCUUCUGCCAUGAUUGAAAUAUAUUGAUUCGCCGUAUAAAUUAGUUGGUGCUUUCUACAGCUGCAAAAUCUCUAUUAGAGUCCAUGAAGGUAUGUCCUAAUUCAGGGAACUUAUGAUCAAUUUUGUUGAACACUCCAGAGUUUGUUAGGUAGUGCCAUAGGCAGACAAUAUAAAAUUUCUUAUUUUGGCCACCUGCCGAAUCACUUCAUGCAAUCGGAUGAUCGGAAUCCAUGCCUUGAUGCUUGAUAUUCUCCAAAAAGGCCAUAAGUGAGCUGCCUAUCUCUUCAGGACCGCACUUUCCUUGGUCUUCGGUCCAGACGUGGAAAACAUCUUUAUCAUUUGGUUCCUUUGUUUAUAUCAAAUGUAUUCCUAGAUUGUAAAGCCAUACUUGUCGUAAAUAGAAGACUUCGGCACGUGAAGCGUUUUUUGUAAAUCAAAUGUGAGGUAUAUGAUUUUUUCGUUUGUUUUUGCUAUUCCUCGACCAGAUUUUUGUACGUCAAAAGCUUUUUUAUACUUUGCAACAUGUUCCUCAUUCGAUCCUACAUCGCAAACAAUUUUACAUUCUAAACGAAAACGGAAUUAACACUUGAGUUAACACCUUUUUACCUAUAAUGCAAAAGUUAACACGUUUUAAAGUUACAGAUUGAAGUUCUUACUAUAAUAGUUAACACUUUUAUGAAUCUCUCUUUAAGAACUAAGAGUCAUAUUUAGACUCUACCUGGUACCCAACUGGAAACCGCCGCCAAAAGUUUGUAAAUUAAAAUCACAUGGAAAGAUGCGAAUCAAAAUCAAAUAACAAAUACCAUCCAAAACACAACAAUCGAAAAAAUUGAAUUUGAAAGUGUUGACACCUGUGAGGAAUUACAGAGUUAUCAAGAACGUCUUAUAGGGAUUUGGCUGUGAUAGUUUUUACACAAACUGCGCUUGCGAAUAUAUCAACAGUGCAAAAAUACUUCCUGCCACUGAUAGUGCCUGGCUGUCUGAACCUUUCAAUAAUUCCCUAAUAUCAUAUUACUAGUUAUUGAAUAAACACAGGUUCGAAAACACACUUUAAUUUCAUGGCUAGUUUUGUCUGUAAUUCCAUUGCUUUAUGUGUGUGAAUAUUGAAUCAGGAUAUCAUACAUAUUUGACCAACUCCUGUACAUUUCCUUUUUAUUGAAGCAGAAGUUGUAAUUAAAUGUUGCUCCCGAGUCUGUCUCAUAUAACAAAGCACUAUUUUAUCACUGUUGACGUAUUAUUAUUACAGGGUGGACCAUAGUGUACUAUCAUAAAAAAGUUCAAAAAUAGACACAGAAAGGUUUUAUUAAUAAAUCUCAAAUUUUAUAUUUUAUAAUACAUUAAUAGCUUAUAAUUAUUUUUUCAUACACCUUUUUGGUUAUGCUUCUGAAUGUUUAAAGCUUAGAUAUAAAAUGUUUUGUCUUACCCUGCGAGACAUUGAUGUGCUGUAAUGUAUGUAGCAUAAUAGCCUGGAUACCUGCAUUCUAUUUAAAAACGUGAUUAUUCUCAUAGACAUGGGCGCCCAUAUUUCAAAAUUCAAGAAGGGGGAAUCAACCUGUGCUGCAUCUUCAUUCUUAGCGGUUACUGGAGUCGGAUUGUUUAUUUUUUAGAAAUCUUUUUUCUUUAUGGAGGGGGGUGCAUCUCCACAAUUCAGAUCCAGCAAGGUAAUUUUCGCAAAUAUUUUGAAAACAAUACAAAAGCGUACGCGCUACUUGGUACUUAAGAAACGGGUACCAUAAUAGCUACAUUUUAAUUCUCAAGGGGAAACCAGGGGGGGCAUACCCCCCUUGCCUUCCUAACGGGCGCCCCUACUUGAAGACAAGACUUGGGUCUUGUAUCAAUUUUUUCUUUUAAUAAACAUCUUUAAAUGGUGUGUGGGCUCCUGGGAUUUACUGUGAUCUUGUUACAAAAUAUAUAUGUUCUGAUUUAAAAAAAAUGCUUAUAAUGAAUCAUGAAAAACAGUUAUUGUGGAUGUAGACAAUGUUUCCGCUAGUUUUAAGAACUUUAUUACAAUUAUCAUAUUUAUUGAUCAAUCUUUAAACAGGUUUUACUAUGUGCGUGAAAGAAUUUAUUUGGAUCGUAUACACUCAUUAUUUAUAUAUUUGGAUUAAGAUAUUUUUCUGAUGAUUAGGUUCGCAUCUGUAAAUUAACAAUAUCGUGAAACUUACAUUUAAAAUGAUCUGAAAGUGAUAUAUUUAGUCACUUAAUUUGUAAUGGAAAUAACUACAUAAAAACUGAAGUCUAGAAACCUAGUAUCCGUUUUGGACACAUUGGUAUAAUCAAAGUAAAGCAAAUUAAUUUCAAAUGAAAAAGCCAGUUUUUUCAACUGUUAAGUUAUUUUUGCGUAUUCUUUAGACUGGCUUCAGGAUUAGCUUCUUUAAGACUGAACACAAACCAUCACGACAUUAAGAAUAUGCCAAAUAGAAGUAAAUAAUUGAAUUAAUAUAUCAUCAUAUAGCAUAUAGGGUCGUUUCAUGUACAUUAUGACAUAGUGUGAAACAGAACUAUUAGUUUUUGGUAGCUAUACAGUUCCUCCAUUUUUUUAAAACAUUAUUCAAAUUCAGAAUUGAGAAGUGAUUUGCCAUUCCAAGUUUAAAUUUUAAUGAGAUUCGACAUCAACAGUUAUCUAUUUUACUCUAUGUGUGAUACCAAGAUGUUGAAACGGUAAUUUGGGCCUCUAAUUGGGAACCCUACUUUCAAUAUUUUAAUUUCCAUAUACAGUUGGUUGUAAAAUACCUUGAAAGAAAUGUUUAUAAUAAAUAAAUUUUAUACCGUAAA